Molecule: messenger RNA, 1266 nt
Organism: Gregarina niphandrodes
Lineage: Eukaryota; Apicomplexa; Conoidasida; Eugregarinorida; Gregarinidae
Product: putative thioredoxin
Exons: 1
Coding region: 1-1266 (421 amino acids)
Source: RefSeq, a predicted model, not a curated record
AUGAGGGUGUUGGCUGUGUUGACGGCAGGCUUACUGGCAGUGCUGCCUGAGUGCUCUGGUGCAUUGGUCGACCCAUUACGGAACGAAGUGAUUGCGCUGAAUCCCCGUAACAUCAUGGAUUCCUUCAAGCAGUACCGGGACCGGUUCCCGGGUGGUAUAUUGUUCUACAAGGACCCGGCGAAGGUGGAAGAUAUUUUGACGGACUACUGGGAGCCUUUAUCACAAGAGCUGAAGGGGAUCGCAAGGUUCGGCGCAGUGGACUGCACUGCUCAUAGCAGUUUAUGCGAGCAUGAACUGGAAGACAUGGGUCAGUUGGACGCGAGUGGGUAUGUGGUCAGUCUUUAUCCUUCUCUGCCAAGACCCCCUCGUGCUUUAGAUAAAUUGCCUACAAAGGAGAAGUUGAAAAGCCGGAUUUUGAAAUUGGUUCCUCAAGCUAAAUACACGAAUCUUGUCACUCUAGAUGACGCUUCGAAUUAUUUCAAGGUAGAUGCGAAUAUCCCCAAGGCCGUACUCUAUUUGAGCGAUAAGGAGGAGCCGCCGACAUUCUGGCACGCUCUCGCACACACGUUUGGUGAUCGGAUGGCUUUUAGUUUUAUUGGCAAAAAUGGCGACAAGACUAUCGCCCAGAAGUUGGGGCUUUCUCUCGGAACGCCUACAGUCGCUGUUAAAACUAAGGACACUCGAUUGAGCAGUAGGUCAGUGGAACAAAAGAUUUUGAAGAAAAGGCCGAUCAAUUUCCAAGAAAUUCAGGACUGGCUGAAUGUCCAUAGUGAGACGUUCGCUCGAGGGGGCGGUGUUGACCUCAAAGUGGGUGCUUCGAGCCCGGAUCGACCCUGGCUCCGAGAGGAACUUCCGCAGUUGACGAAGGCCUCCCAUAAGGACUUGUGUUUUGGUCUGCGAGAAGGUUUUUGUGCGGUCUACUCAGCAGGACCGGAUGACUUGAACGAGACGGGAGAGGAUCUACGGGACUCGGUUAAGGACCGACUUACGGUUAUUAAGGCUGAAGUGAAGCGACCUGUACUAAAAUUUAGUUGGGUCAAUGCCGAGAAAGAGAAAGAGGUAGCAGGGUCAAUGAAACUGGCCAACGGUAGCUUCGUAAUAAUCAACCCCCACAAAAGACUCCGUUACUCUACAUUGGAAGACGCUAGUACUGUCCAGCACCUGUUUGCGUUCAUUGACAAAAUCAAGUCAGGCGACGGGAAAUUUGUUCCCUUAAAACAGGUGCCUACGUUUGUGGGCAAACAGAAGCAGCCUGACGAGCUGUAG